UCAUCGUAGUGUAGGCGUCACACUAGCUGCAUGCGUGCCUUGGCUGGUGCUUCAAUUUAGAGUUUACAUUCACAGCACACACGCACUCACAUACGCCGAGCCAUGGCUUCAGUGAGUGUGGUAGGACCAGGACAACAUCGACCGGCUCCCGACCACCAGCUAGUCUUUCAUAAACUAAAGGCCGCCGGGAGGAAUAAAAGAACGUUACCGUGGAAAUCCUCCGUGGACAUCAUCCUCGGGAAGAGCUCGGUGACGCGGGAGUGCGUUUCUGUUUCGGCGGUAUCAGCAGUCACAGCAUCCCCACUAAACCCGUCCCUGACCCCGGGACAACAAGGAGCCGCAGCCGGGGUAGGAGGGAGGGAUCCCGGGGUGAGGCGUGAGGCUCAGCCGGUGCUGGUGCCACGUAGUUCAGACAGAGAGAGCGACAGCAGCAGCCCUGACUGUGGAGACACUAAAGCGGCGAGGGAGAAGGACACUGGUCAAAGCGGACGGAGCGGUAGAGGGAAUGACUCAACCCGUGAUCGAAGGAGUUCCCUGAAGAUCCUUACAAAUGUUAUGUCAAGCACGUCAGCUAACACACAGAUGACAGACGUCAAGUGUGACAGAUCAAGCGCGCCAACAAACGGACACAUGGGAGCACACUCACAUCGGGACCGUCCGGUCAGAAGGCGCGCAUCCCACAAUGGUCAGACCACUAGGCUGGUGACCAAAGGGGACACCGGGGGACCACCGCUGGAGCGGUUGACACAGGGAAGGACCGGGGUCGUUAAACUCGCGCGCACAGAAUCCCACCGAAGGGAGGUCUGGUCAAUAUUUGGCUCCGAGGAGCAGGAGGACGCGCGCGUGCGGUCGGAGACAGGAGAAGGCCACACGUUUGGGACCAGAACCGUGACUCAAGACUGGUGCGACGUCUGUAACCAGCGGAUCAGUGUUCAGCAGGCGCUCAAGUGUAAAAACUGCAACUACACCUGUCACCAGGAGUGUGGCGGGCGGGUCCAGCUGGACUGCAACCAGAGAGACAGCAACCCACGGGAAAGGACAUCUCCCAGAAGACACUGCUCCACGCCUCCUCAGUACAAGCAGAAAGACGUCGAAGAGGAGAGAGGGCCCAAGGCUCUGUCAGAGGAAGAAUUACGGGCCAAGAUAGAGGACUACAACUCUACGGUCUCAGAGAAUGGCAUGAAACUGGGUGCUGAUGGUUUGUACACUGGCUUCAUUAAGGUACACCUCAGACUAAGUCGACCAGUCACGGUGCUUGCUGUGGAGGGGACAGGAUUAGACGGCCAGGCGGAAAGACGGCCAAUGACUGUGUCAGAGGGCCAGGAGGGGGCGGGAGCAGGGUUCAGUGAGAAGCGGACGUCGUUCUACCUGCCCAGUGACUGUGUGAAGCAGAUCCACAUCAGUAGUACUACCACAGUCAGGGAGGUCAUACAGGGCCUGCUGAAGAAGUUUAUGGUGCAGGAUAACCCACGCAAGUUUGCUCUGUACAGACAGACACACCGCGAUGGACAAGAUCUGUUCCAGAAGCUUCCUCUUGUGGAGUGUCCUCUCGCUUUGAGACUGGUGGUGGGUCCAGAUCCUGAGCUGCUCAGCUUCGUCCUCAAGGAGAACGAGACUGGAGAGGUGGAGUGGCAUGCAUUUUCCGUUCCUGAGCUGCAGAACUUCCUGGUGAUUCUGGAGAAGGAGGAGGCAGAGCGUGUGCGAUUGGUGGAGCAGAGAUUCGCAGUCUACCGACAGAGCUUGCAGAAGGCAUUACGGGAGGAUCAACCCUGACCCCUCACCCUUCAUCUCUCACUGACCUUUCAACCCUCACCCUCUUUUGACCCAGGGAGAGACGGGAGCCCACUGAGGCUUAGAUUACUAUUCUCCCCUCAGGACACGGGCAGCCCCUCCCUCACUCCUCACAUCCCCUCUGGAGAAGGGAGGCGGGUUUGAGAAAGCAUGGAAAGGGGAAAAGGGACUGUUUGAGGGAUGAGUGGACAGGAUGCUAGAACAAAAGAAGUCUGUGCAUCCCUGUGAGUAAAAAGACACUGAACUGAAGGACCGACCGUCUGACUUCGUUGGGGCUCGGAUAUCUUGGUUUGAUCUGACAAUCUGACAUGAUGGGUCUUCUAGUGUUACAUUGAAUCUCAGUUUGGUCUGAGAAUGUUUUGAAGAUUCUACUGCUGCUGCCGCUGCAAGUGUUGCUUACGCAUGAGUCUCACCUUGCUCUAUCUGCCCCGGUGCCCAUGCAUAAAGAUUUAGGUGUGUGGACCAUUUGAAAUGUUCCGUUACUUGAUGUUUAUUAUAUCAACUCUCAUGUUGUCCCUGCAUGCCUUGUGUCCAGGGCCGAGGGUAGGAUGGGGGGGUUGUCAUGGUUGGAUUGGGAAGCAGGGUUGGUAUGGUGGGGUACAUCUCUGUAGGAUUAGGGUGUGGAAAAAGAAACACCAGAAUCCAUUCUCAUCUUCAGACUCCUCUCAUAUCAGUCCCAGGGAUGUACAGCAGUGUUUCUCAUGGAACCGCUCUAUUAAGCCCAGAAGGCUACAGAAUCGUAAGAAGACUUGAACAUCUCUGUCCCAACUUCUUUAUCCAGCACUGAAAUGAACCCUCUAUCUCAGGCGGCUAACUUGCACUUAACCCUGCGUCUCCCUCUACCAGAGUAGCCAUGCUAGUGUGGGAGGUCUUGUGCAGACAGACGUGUAUUUCAUAGGUAGAUGUUAUUCCCAUCUCUUCAGACAGCCAUUUGUGUACCCUGACAGCAGUCACACACAUA
Messenger RNA from Oncorhynchus gorbuscha (pink salmon), 2752 nucleotides. Its product is annotated as ras association domain-containing protein 5-like. Gene Ontology annotation, biological process: signal transduction. The coding region runs from base 103 to 1773 and encodes 556 amino acids. The record is from RefSeq and is a predicted model, not a curated record. Lineage: Eukaryota; Metazoa; Chordata; Actinopteri; Salmoniformes; Salmonidae. Gene Ontology annotation, cellular component: nucleus. The transcript has 6 exons.